AUGACGGAAGAACUCAUACAAAACUGGAUGGUCGUCCGGUGGGCUGUCUCCCUUGGGUCCUCUGCUGUGGUCAGUAUGAGGGAGCGUGAUCGACUUGAAUUACCUUCCAAGAUAGGGGAGAUACAGUAUAUAUUGGAGAGUGAUGUGCUGCAGCAGUCUGAUAAGCAAUAUUCUGCAAAUGACCUAUCGGCAACAUUCAACCAAAAAAGCGUCAAUGGAGAGUCAGUCCUUUUAGCGAAGGCAUCAAAUACAGAACUCCAAGUAGAUCUCUGGUCGCUUGGCGGCUUGCAAGGGGAGAAGGAUCCCUUCAUUGUUGAAUGUCAAGUGUACAAUUACUUGAUCAAGAACAAACUGGGCGGCGUGGUUGGGCCUUGCUGCCAUGGCUGGCUCAAGCUUGACAAAGCUCAAAAACAAUAUAUGGAACGGAAGUUCCCCCAAUCCCUAAGUGAGGAACAGGCAUAUAGUCACCCAAUAAAGAAUUCAGAAUAA
Histoplasma capsulatum G186AR is the source of this 489-nucleotide messenger RNA. RefSeq lists its product as uncharacterized. Lineage: Eukaryota; Fungi; Ascomycota; Eurotiomycetes; Onygenales; Ajellomycetaceae. The transcript has 4 exons. The record is from RefSeq and is a predicted model, not a curated record. Bases 1 to 489 code for a protein of 162 amino acids.